AUGAAGCAAAGAGUCAGCGCAUUUGAUAUCCGAGUCCUCGUCAAGGAGAUAGAGCAUGCCAUCAAGGGCCAUCGUCUUCAGAAUGUGUACAACUUGGUGACCAAUCCGCGCUCGUUUCUUCUCAAGUUCAGCGUUCCCGACUCGAAGGCCAAUCUGGUCAUAGAGAGCGGCUUCAAGGUGUACUUGACCGAGUUCCAGCGCCCAACCACUCCCGAACCUUCCAACUUUGUUGUCAAGCUUCGAAAACACUUAAAGUCUCGGCGAUUGUCCAACAUCAAGCAGGUCGGCAACGAUAGAGUCGUGGUGCUGGAGUUUGGAGACGGCAUGUACUACCUGGUUCUAGAGUUCUUCAGCGCGGGAAAUAUCAUUCUGCUGGACUCUGACCGCAAAAUCCUGUCUCUUUUCAGAAUUGUUGAGGAGCACGAGAACAACGACAGAUACGCCGUCGGCGUUACGUACGGGAUGUUUGACCGGUCGCUUUUCGAGGAGCACGGGCAAUUGGGCCCUCAUAUUUACACUUCGGCCGAGAUAUUUGACUGGGCCAAGGGUGCGUCUGCAAACACGUCCAAAGUGCCGUCGAUCGCCAAGCUGGUGUUCCUGAACGCGGCGUAUCUGUCGUCUGACCUGAUCCAGAUUCAACUCUCGAAUAACGGGAUAGACCCGGCCUCCAGCAGCGUCAAACUUGUGCAGGACGAGGACCUGCUUUCCAGAGUGGCUGCGGCUGUGAACUCGUGCGAGCAGGAGUUCCACAGAUUGACUAACCUGCCGGCCGGAGAGCUUUCCGGCUACAUCAUCGGCAAACAUAAUCCGUUUUUCAAGCCGGAAGAGGACGCUUCGUACGAGAAUCUCGAGUACGUUUAUGACGAGUUCCAUCCGUUCGAGCCUGUGCACAAGAAAAAGGAGAACACGAGGGUCGAGGAAGUGAAGGGCUACAACAGGACGCUGGACAAGUUUUUCAGCACUUUGGAGUCGUCCAAGGCUGUUCUCAAGAUUCAGCAGCAGCAGGCCAAUGCCUCCAAACGGUUGCAAACCGUGAAGGACGAGCACAUGACAAAAUUGCAGCGCUUAGAGGAGCAGCAGGUGGUCAAUUACAGGAAGGGAGAGCUGAUCACCUUCCAUAGUGAGCAAAUAGAGCAAUGCAAACAGAGCGUCCAGGCCUUGCUGGACCAGCAGAUGGACUGGACCAAUAUAGAGAAGCUGGUGGCCAUGGAGCAGAAAAGACGAAACCCGAUCGCCAACAUGAUCAAGCUGCCACUGAACCUGGCGAAGAACGAGAUUACAGUUCUUUUGCCAGAGAUCGAGGAGCAGAGCGAUAGUGAGAGCGAUAGUGAGAGCGAUGAAAAGCGAAAAAGCGGGCCCGUUGCUGUUGCCAUCGAUUUGUCGUUGUCGGCGUACGCCAAUGCUACGAGGUACUUUGACGCCAUGAGAGCGGCGCUCGACAAACAGACCAAGACGAAAAAUAGUGCCUCCAUUGCCAUCAAAAAUACGGAAAGAACGAUCCAGCAGGAUCUGAAGCGGACGCAGAAAAAAGCUCAGGAGCCAAGCGGCCUGAAGCAGAUCCGCGCAAAGUUCUGGUUUGAAAAGUUCUGGUGGUUCAUCACCAGCGACAACCAUCUGUGCAUUGCUGGACGCGACGAUUCGCAGGUCGAUCUUAUUUAUUACCGAUAUUUCGACAAAAAUAACGACGUUCUCGUUUCGAACGAUCUGGCCGGGCUAAAAGUCGUUGUGAAGAAUCCGUUCAAAAACAAGGACAUUCCGCCAAGCACGCUGCUCCAAGCAGGGAUUUUUUCUUUGUCGGCCUCGAAAGCUUGGGACAAUAAAAUGGUGACCAGUCCGUGGAUGGUGAAGGGAACGCAAGUGUCGAAAAAAGAUUUCGACGGAAGCAUUGUUCCGGCCGGAAUGCUGAACAUCCAAGGCGAGAAGGCGUUUCUUCCGCCAUGCCAGCUCGUAAUGGGCUUUGGACUGCUGUGGCUCGGCGAUGAAGAGACUACUAAAAAAUACCGCGAUCUCGCGAAAGCCAGAAUCCAGGACGUUGGGCUCGAGCUUGCGCAGCAGCACGACAGUGUGGACUUGAAGAUCCAGGAGCUGACUGCCAUGCUUGAGAAGCUGGGAAGUGUGGAUGAGGAAGACGUUGAAGAAAAGGAGAAAGAGACGUCUGUUGUGGCAGAGUCGUCUGAGACAGAAGAGCCCGUUAGCUCUGCAGAGAGCGCGAUCAACACAGCCGUCAGAGGAAAGAAAAGCAAGUUGAAGAAGAUCAAGCAGAAAUACAAGGACCAGGACGAGGAGGAAAGACGUUUGAGAAUGGAAGCUCUGGGAACACUGAAGCAGAAGAAAGAACAGCCUGAGAAGUCGGAGACACAGCCCGAAAACAAGGGCGUGGACAGAAAGACUCGCAAAAAACAGCAAGACAUCCGGCUACUCAGGAAGCUGGUUGGCGAGCUUGAGGAGUCUGCGGAAGAAUCGGAGACCACGCCGUACGACGAGAUCAUCUCGGGGCUCAUUCCUGCUCCCAAAGAGUCGGACAGCAUUGUGAAUUGUAUUCUGGUGUUCGCACCCUACAACGCAUUAUCAAAGUACACGUACAAAGUGAAAGUGCAGCCGGGUCCGCUGAAGAAAGGAAAGGCGUUGUCCGAAGCCGUCAGAGUCCUGCAAUCGCAGACUCAGACGCUGAAAAAAGACAAUGCUCCUUGGACCGACUCGAAAAACCUGAUCGAGAACAUCAACCAGCAGGACGCGCUGCUGACGAUCACGGCGUCGAAACUGAAGCUCGCAGGAGCUGCGGGCGACAAGGGGAAGAACCCGACCAAAAAGUCAAAGAAAUAG
Molecule: messenger RNA, 2823 nt
Organism: Ogataea angusta
Lineage: Eukaryota; Fungi; Ascomycota; Pichiomycetes; Pichiales; Pichiaceae
Exons: 1
Coding region: 1-2823 (940 amino acids)
Biological process (GO): rescue of stalled cytosolic ribosome; ribosome-associated ubiquitin-dependent protein catabolic process
Cellular component (GO): RQC complex
Molecular function (GO): tRNA binding; ribosomal large subunit binding
Source: RefSeq, a predicted model, not a curated record